UGUGCCACUGUAGGAUCCACUGACUGGCCUCAGACAUGGCACGUCUGGUCCUCCCUGUCCUCCUCCUUCUUUGCUUCUCCUUGCUCCAUUUCAGCUCCAGCCGUCCAUCUCGCACCAGGAAGGCUGUGUCAUCUCGUAAGUCUGGAGCUGCAGAAGAGGGUGAUGUCAAGUCCCAGCUCGAGAGAUUGUGGCAGGAGGUGAACUCACUGAAGGAGAUGCAGGCGUUGCAGACAGUCUGUCUCCGUGGCAUCAAAGCUCACAGAAAAUGUUAUCUCACAAUUGAGGAGCCCAAACAUUACCAUGAAGCAAAUGAAGACUGCAUUGCACAGGGAGGAACUCUUGCAACGCCCCGGGACAUGAUGGAAAACAAUGAACUGAGAGACUAUGCAAAGAGGAGCGCUCCAGGAUCCAAGGACUUCUGGAUCGGUGUAGCAGACAUAGUGAAAGAGGGCCAGUAUGUUGAUGUCAACAGUCUGCCAGUCAGCUACUUUAACUGGGACCGCUCCAAGAAGCAGCCCACAGGAACGAAGAGGGAGAGCUGUGUUGCUCUCUCAGUGGCUGCACAAGGAAAGUGGUACGAUGAGGUGUGUCGCAGCCUCAAAAAGUACAUCUGUGAAUAUGUCAUUCCCUAA
This is a messenger RNA of Plectropomus leopardus (leopard coralgrouper), 632 nucleotides long. It is a transcript of the gene clec3a, whose product is annotated as C-type lectin domain family 3, member A. Lineage: Eukaryota; Metazoa; Chordata; Actinopteri; Perciformes; Serranidae. The record is from RefSeq and is a predicted model, not a curated record. Gene Ontology annotation, biological process: ossification.